Molecule: messenger RNA, 1827 nt
Organism: Salvia splendens (bonfire salvia)
Lineage: Eukaryota; Viridiplantae; Streptophyta; Magnoliopsida; Lamiales; Lamiaceae
Exons: 3
Coding region: 1-1827 (608 amino acids)
Source: RefSeq, a predicted model, not a curated record
AUGGAGUACGAAGAAGGUAACAACGGUCCACCACCCCCUCCUCCCAAUUAUGCUGAGCUUCUACGACAGCUGGAGGAGUUGCGUCAACAGGUCAACCGUGGACCACCUGUGCCUGUGCAGAAUCAAUAUGUAUAUCAAGGUCAGGCAAAUCCAACUGUCCAUAGCAACAUCGCGGCCAAUACUUUCGAGCUAAAAAGAGGACUAAUUCAGAUGGCGGAGAACAUUGCUUUUAGGGGCAAAUCCACAGAUGACCCCAACAAGCAUAUCACUAAGUUCAUUCAGAUUUGCAACACAACAAAGAUGAAUGGAGUGACAGAUGAGCAGGUUCGGCUAAGGCUGUUUCCUUUCUCUUUAGAGGAUUCAACAAAGGACUGGUUAGAGAGUUUGGAGCCAGGAUCAAUUAGAAGUUGGGAUGCUAUGGUGGAAAAUUUUUUGGAGAAAUUCUACCCCCCUAGUGAAGCUAUAAAGAGACAACACGAGAUCAUUGCCUUUCAGAUGACUUCUACAGAGAAUAUCAGAGACGCAUGGGGGAGGUUUAAAUCUUUGAUGAAACGGUGUCCCAACCAUGGGUUAACCCCGACAGUCCAAGUUAUUACAUUUUUCAAGGGAUGUGUGCCUGAAGCACAAAGGGAGUUGAAUUUGAGCUCAGGCAGUAAUUUUCUCAAGAAAAGAGUGAAUGAAGCCAUUGAAGUAAUAGAUGAGUUUGCAUCUAAUGACGAAGGAUGGAGCAACGAAAGGAGUAAGGUGCAUAGGGUAGCGUCUACUACAGAUCAUGAUCCUAUGAGUGCCCUAUCCGACAAGUUGGAUGUGUUGACCAUGAAAUUCGACUGCAUGGCAAUGGGGCAACCGUCUCGAGAACCCCAAGGAAAAAUGGGGGACGUGAACUAUGUGAAUCAAGGGGACAACAACCGAUACUUCAAUAAUCACCGCGCCAACUUCCAGGGUGGAGGAUAUAAUCAGUUCGGGAACAAAUGGCAUCCCAAUCUCUCUUAUGGAAACCCAAAUAAUGCUCUGCAACCACCCCCGGGGUUCACAGUUACUGAUGGGGUGGUUAAUGAUCCGAAGAAGAUGACCACGGAAGACAUACUCAAGUCUUUCAUGCUACAGUCCAACAACCUCAUGGAGCAGAACAAUCAAAGGAUGGAGAAGGUUGAGACAGAUGUACAAAGUAUGGCCACUCAUCUGAAGAACAUCGACACACAGAUAAGCCAGAUUUCCCAGACUGUGACUCCCUCACUGCCUGCGACCACAUCUGAUACCGUUCUUGAGCCCAAGGCUACCGUGGCAGAGAAGGAAAAUGAGGCUGAAAAGGAGAAUACUGGCACCACUUCUGGAGUAAAGGUGCCAUUCCCACAGAUGCCUAAGUACGCUAAGUUUCUGAAGGAGGUGAUAGCCCAGAAGACUAGUUGGGGGCAGGUUGACACUAUUAACCUAACUGAAAAUUGCAGUGCUCUGCUGCAAAGGAAACUGCCUGCCAAGCUGAAGGACCCUGGAAGUUUCACUGUCGACUGCCUCAUUGGGGGCUAUAAGGUGGAAAAUGCUCUCUACGAUCUAGGUGCGAGCAUCAAUCUAAUGCCACUAUCGGUGUUCAAGCAACUGAACAUCGGUACUUUGAAGCCCACCUCAGCCACACUACAGAUGGCAGACAUAUCUGUCGCGUAUCCAGAGGGCAUCGUGGAAGACCUACUGAUUAAGGUCGGGGAAUUUAUUUUUCCUGCCGACUUUAUGGUCUUGGACAUGGAAGAAGACAAUGGAGUCCCCCUACUGCUAGGACGUCCCUUCCUUGCCACUGUUGAGGCAAAUAUAAAUGUGAAAAGGGAGAGUUGA